AUGGGCACAAAACCCACCAUGAGACAGACUAUAUUAGCGCGGAAAUCUUAUCGAAACGUCUAUUUUCUGGCUCUGGCAUCUGCUAAUUCAGUACAUUUACCCACAAACUUCGAUAAUGACUUCACUAGCAGUUUUGGCACUGGGUUAUCCUUAAACUCGCUGAAACCAACACCCAAGUCCUUCAAUUUUCCACCUUUGAAGCACAGGACAAGCUUUUCUUCUUCCAAUGUUCCCUCGGAGAAUAGCACAAUCAUUUUGGCUUCUCCAUUCUUGAGAGCAUUUUUUCAUUGGAGGAUUAAAAGCUUUAAACGUGAAGAUGCUGGAAAUUACGAGCCUGCAAAUUCUAAAGAUACCCCAAAUGAGCAAGAUAGUUUGGCUGAGAUACUUGAAAAUCAAAAAGUUGAAACCACUGGUUCAGGAACUUCAUUUCUGGCAAAAUUAGUGAUUGCCUUGGGCAUAGCUGCAACAAUCACAAUCAUAUCUGUUGUCCUAAAGCCCUCUGGUCCUGGAUCAUCUACUGGAAUUCAAUAUCUGGCUGAAGGUUCAUCGUCCUCUUCUGUUACGGCUUCCCCUACUGCUUUCAGUUUCAAAGCCUUUGGGUACAAAUUUGUACUUCCAGAAUAUGCCCCAGGAUGGAUUUACUUUUGGUUGCUUAUGGCUGCGGGAUUUGGACUUUUCAUUAGUGAAGAGGCUCUAAAUAUCUGGGUUGGCAUAUCUUUGGCACGAUUGCUGACUUUGGCUGGGACAUGGCAAUCAUUUGUUGAAUCUUUCUCCAGAAAUUCCCCAUACAUUUUAUCCACUGUUCUGUGGGUAUACUGGGGAGUUUGCAUAAGUGAUAUGGUACCAUUUUACUUCGGGAAGCUUUUCAGGCAAAGCGGGGCAUCGGAUGAUAUUUCCUCCAAGUUAGGGAUUGGUAAAGAGAAGGCAUUGAGCAUCACUCGUGCGGUGCAGAAAUAUGGAAAUCUCAUAGGCUUUGUAGAGCGAUUAUCUCUUGGAGUGAGGAAUCCAACAUCUUUUCUAGCUGGGACCCUGGGAAUAUCUCCUGAUUAUUUCUUUGCUGGAGUUUGUUGUGGUGGCUUGAUAACUCUUCCAAUUCAGUUGGGGAUUGGAUUUCUGAUGAGGAAGCGCCCUGUUUUCGCCCUUGCAACAGUUGCAACAGUAGUGGGAAUUUGGACCGUGUUUCCUUAUGCGGUAGCUGCUUCCACUGCAUUAUUCCUUUACUUGCGACGCCGCAACUCUACAUAGUCCUGCACACACUUAUACAACUAAAUAGUUCCUUAACUUAAAUUGAGAAUUACAAGGUAUCUCAUUCUUAUAUCUGGGUGGGGGUGGGGAUGGUAG
Pistacia vera is the source of this 1341-nucleotide messenger RNA. RefSeq lists its product as uncharacterized. Lineage: Eukaryota; Viridiplantae; Streptophyta; Magnoliopsida; Sapindales; Anacardiaceae. The transcript is spliced from 11 exons. The coding region runs from base 1 to 1245 and encodes 414 amino acids. The record is from RefSeq and is a predicted model, not a curated record.